Molecule: messenger RNA, 1053 nt
Organism: Maniola jurtina (meadow brown)
Lineage: Eukaryota; Metazoa; Arthropoda; Insecta; Lepidoptera; Nymphalidae
Exons: 1
Coding region: 1-1053 (350 amino acids)
Source: RefSeq, a predicted model, not a curated record
AUGGUGAAGUGCAGUGCUUGCGGACGCUUCUUGUCACCAACAGGGGCCGCUACCUGUACAUUAUGUCCAGGCUUGUACCAUAGGGCGUGUGUCGGAAUACCGGAAACUGGGCGAUCCCCUAAACAGUGGAAGUGUCCGGAAUGUAUAGCUAAGAAGCCGAAAGUAGGGAACGUUAACACCCCUGUGAAGGGCGCCGAACCAUCCAACACAGAGAGCGAAGGCUCUCCCGCGGAAAAGUCAGAGAUUGUGGAAAAGGAUAUCAUCAGCGAAUCCGCUCUAGACACCAGUCAAUCAUCGGACCUGAGCCUCGAGUUACGCCUCUUCCGUGAGGAGAUCCGACAAUUGAGGACGGAAAUACAGGAUUUUUGUGCGGAGCUGUGCGACGUGCGGGGUGCUAUUGCUGUCUGCAACCAACGUAUGGACGAAUUCGAUAGCAGACUGAUAAACCUUGAGAAGGAAGUCAAGGUUUCGUCCAGUCGAUGCGCGGAAGUUGAUAAGCUGGAAGAGACAGUCGCACAGCUGAGAGAGGACUUGAAUGCCCGGGACCAGGACCUUCUUCAGGGAGAUAUUGAGAUCACAAACCUCCCGGAAGUCAACGGAGAAAAUCCUCACCAUACAAUUAUGGUCGUGGCGGCUAAACUAGGAGUCGACCUGGAUGAGAAGGACAUUAUCUUUGCGGAAAGAGUUGGCAAGAAAAACGAUAGUAGUUCACAAAUGGAGGGCGGUACCAGAGGUCGUCGUGUCGUGGUGCGUCUGGCGCGACCGAACCUGCGCGAGAGUUUCCUGCGCAGCGCACGCACGCGUCGUGGCAUCACUACAGAAGGAUUAGGGUUCGACCUGCCCGCCAGACGAUUUUAUGUAAACGAGAGGCUAACUAAGAAAAAUAAACAACUCUUCUAUUUGGUUCGGGAGACGGCAAAACGCUUGCAGUGGAGAUACACGUGGACCAAGCGCGGCAAAAUAUACGCGCGCCAAGGAGAAGGCAAGCCGGCGCACCAAAUAAAGUCGGAAACAGACGUGGAUCGGGUUUUUGGCGAGGUUCAAGUUGGGUAA